AUGACCAGCAACUUAAGUGAUGAGGAUAGUGAUGGUGGGAAGACAGGAAUUGGAAAGAGUGCCACUGGAAACAGCAUCCUGGGAAAAAAGUGCUUUGAAUCAAAAUGCAGUGCUCAGUCUAUGACUGAAUACUGUUCUAAGGCCAAUGCUGUGGUGCACGGACAACAGGUUGCUGUUAUCGACACCCCCGGCCUGUGUGACACCAGACACAGCAAGGAUAAAACAACUAAAGACAUAAGCCAGUGCAUCUCUUAUGCUGCUCCUGGACCCCAUGUCUUCCUGGUGGUCAUCGGGAUAGGAAGAUUCACAGAGGAAGAAAUGAAUACAGUGCAGAGGAUUCAAGAAAUCUUUGGCCAAGCUGCAGACAAAUACAGCAUGGUGCUCUUCACUCGUGGUGAUGACCUUGACGAUACUAUUGAAAAGUUCUUGGAUGAAAGUCCAGACCUGCAGGAACUCGUAGCCAGAUGUAACGGCCAGUACCAUGUCUUCAAAAACAAGGUGAAGGAUGACGCUCAGGUCACCGAGCUGCUCCAGAAGAUCAGAAAUAUAGUCCAGAAGAACGGAGGAAGCCACUACACCAACGAGAUGUUCCAAGAGGCCGAGAGGGCAAUCGAGGCAGAGAAACAACGCAUCCUCAAAGAGAAAGAAGAACAAAUACGCAGAGAACAAGAGGAACUGGAGAAAAAACAACAGGAAAAAUUUGAAAAAGAGAUGAAGAAAAUGCUUGCCUUAUUUGAGGCUGAGAGAGAGAGGGAGAGGAAACAGAGAGAAGAGGAGAGGAAGAGGGAGAGUAAACAGAUAGAGGAGGAGAGGAAGGGGGAGAAGAAGGAGUGGAAGAGGGAGAAGAAGGAGAUGGAAGAGCACAGGAAGAGGGAGAGUAAACAGAGAGAGGAGGAGAGGAAGAGAGAGACGGAGGAGAUGGAAGGUGAAGACGUGUGA
Thunnus maccoyii (southern bluefin tuna) is the source of this 939-nucleotide messenger RNA. RefSeq names its product GTPase IMAP family member 9-like. The coding region runs from base 1 to 939 and encodes 312 amino acids. Gene Ontology annotation, molecular function: GTP binding. Lineage: Eukaryota; Metazoa; Chordata; Actinopteri; Scombriformes; Scombridae. The record is from RefSeq and is a predicted model, not a curated record. The transcript is spliced from 3 exons.